Molecule: messenger RNA, 192 nt
Organism: Acaulospora morrowiae
Lineage: Eukaryota; Fungi; Glomeromycota; Glomeromycetes; Diversisporales; Acaulosporaceae
Source: the annotation of a GenBank genome assembly
GAUUCUUAUCAAGUUGGUUACAAAUUUGGUAUUCUUAACAAUUGGUAUUCAGCAAAUGAGCUUGAACUAUUAAGUACUCUUGAUUAUCUGAAUCUUAAUAUUGUACCACUCAAUAAUACACUUUCAUUAAGAGAGGCAGAUAUUAGACAAAAUCUUACAUGUUCAACUUAUAAUAUUCAAGAUAAUAAAUCA